Messenger RNA from Branchiostoma floridae (Florida lancelet), 1460 nucleotides. Its product is annotated as RNA 5'-monophosphate methyltransferase-like. Gene Ontology annotation, cellular component: cytoplasm. NCBI's taxonomy places the organism in Eukaryota, Metazoa, Chordata, Leptocardii, Amphioxiformes, Branchiostomatidae. The record is from RefSeq and is a predicted model, not a curated record. Gene Ontology annotation, biological process: miRNA metabolic process; negative regulation of pre-miRNA processing. Gene Ontology annotation, molecular function: RNA methyltransferase activity; O-methyltransferase activity.
GAUAGUUCCGGCUGGAGGUCAGAGGUCACCAACAUGGCUGCCGAUCCUGAGUUCCAACCUGGAGCUGCGCCUUUCGGCAACUUUAUCAACUAUUACAGUUUCAACCCUCCCGAGAACAGGCUCAGGCUGCUACCGGCAGAGUUCUACACGAUCAUCACGAGACAUUCCGCCGAUAGACCGCUGCUAGGGCUGGAUAUAGGCUGCAACACUGGGAACCUGACAGCUGCACUGUGGGAGCAGUUCUCAUCACAUUCCACCGGAGACAGUCCGCCUGAUGGUACAGACAGCACAACUGGUACAGCAGCUGUACAAACCAACCAUGCACGUGGUUGCAAGGACAGCACAACUGGUACUAGUGCAGCUGCUGUACAAACCAACCAUACACCUGAUUGUGACAACAGUGCAACUGUUCCAGCCUUACAAACUAGCAGUCCACCUGAUGGUGAUACUAGUACACCAGCCUCUCACACAGACUUCCACAUGCUGGGCUGUGACAUUGACAGUGUUCUAAUCCAGCGAGCCGUAGAGAACAACCCCCACCCCGCCCACCUCACAUUCCAGACCCUGGACUACAUGGACCCUGAGCAGAGGCAGGAGACGCUGGGCUCGUAUCUGCAGAGGUUCGGCCGCACCAAGUUUGACGUCACCUUCUGCUUCUCUGUGACCAUGUGGAUCCAUCUACAGAACGGGGACAGUGGGCUCAUGGACUUCCUCAGGUCUGUCUCCGGCUGGACCCGGUUCCUGCUGGUGGAGCCGCAGCCCUGGAAGUGUUACCGCUCCGCAGGUCGGAGGUUACGCAAGCUGGGCAGGGACGAGUUCCCGCGCCUGAGACACUUACGGAUCCGGAGCGACGUGGAGAAGGAGAUGGACAGGUGUCUGACGGAGGGGUGCGGAAUGACGAGGGUGGGAGGAUUUGGGGAGACACAGUGGGGACGGAAACUGGUGCUGUAUAGGAUUCGGGGAGACACAGUGGGGACGGAAACUGGUGCUGUAUAGGAUAUGGGGUGACACAGUGGGGACGGAAACUGGUGCUGUAUAGGAUAUGGGGAGACACAGUGGGGACGGAAACUGGUGCUGUAUAGGAUAUGGGGUGACACAGUGGGGACGGAAACUGGUGCUGUAUAGGAUUUGGGGAGACACAGUGGGGACGGAAACUGAUGCUGUAUAGGAUUUGGGGAGACACACAUGUAUUGUCUCUGUUUUUGUCAGCAGGGUUAUCCCUUUGUAAUAGGCAUAGGCUAGUUGGGCAGCCCUGGCUGUGUGUGCUGAACAGCCAAACCAAUAAAUAAAUAACACAGUGGGGACGGAAACUGGUGCUGUAUCACUCUGGGGAGGGGGAGUUACUCUGAUAGAAAAUAUAAUCUUCUCUGGAUAAUUUUACAGAACGCUUGCAGAUAGAAGUGCAAAAGUUAGGUGUGACGGGUCCUUCAGUGUAAUAUAACCAGCUGCUGCCGCGCCGC